CACACACACACAGAGAGAGACACGCUGUGCGUCUCACAGCUCACUCCCUCUCUCAGGCUGUCUGAAGAACAAACAAAACGAGAGCGUUUCACAAGGAACUGCGAGAGAGAACGAGAGAUCGUCACCGUGAGUUUUUUAAAGUUUCAAUCGAAAUGUCGUCCAGCAGAAGAGUGGGCUUCUAUCGGCAAGACAUCAGCAAGACGGUUUGGGAUGUCCCGGAUCGGUACACCGACCUGAAGUCGGUGGGUUCGGGGGCGUACGGAGCUGUGUGCUCCUCCACAGACAAGCGGACUGGAUCCAAAGUGGCAAUCAAGAAGCUAAACCGACCCUUCCAGUCUGAGCUGUUUGCAAAGAGAGCCUACAGAGAGCUGCGACUCCUCAAGCACAUGAAGCACGAGAACGUCAUUGGGCUGGUGGAUGUGUUCACCCCUGACGUCUCAUUGGACAGAUUCCAGGACUUCUACCUGGUGAUGCCCUUCAUGGGCACUGACCUGGGCAGGAUCAUGAAGCUGGAGAGGCUGACGGAGGACCGCAUCCAGUUCCUGGUCUAUCAGAUCCUGAAGGGCCUCAAGUAUAUCCACUCAUCAGGAAUCAUUCACAGGGACCUCAAACCUGGAAAUCUGGCCGUCAACCAGGACUGUGAGUUAAAGAUCCUGGACUUCGGUCUGGCCCGGCAUGCGGACAGUGAGAUGACGGGCUACGUGGUGACGCGCUGGUACCGAGCUCCAGAGGUCAUCCUCAACUGGAUGCACUACACCCAGACAGUGGAUAUCUGGUCGGUCGGCUGCAUCAUGGCUGAGAUGCUGUCUGGGAAGCCUCUCUUCAAGGGGAACGAUCAUCUGGACCAGCUGACAGAGAUCAUGAAGAUCACAGGGACGCCGACACAGGACUUCAUUCACAAGCUGCAGAGCCAGGACGCUAAGAAUUACAUCAUGAGUUUACCCAAAGUCCAGAAGAAAGACUUGCAAGUGCUUUUUUCAAAAGCAAACCCUCUAGCGGUCAGUCUGCUGGAGAAGAUGCUGGUUCUGGACGCUGAGCGGAGGAUCACAGCGGCCGAGGCGCUGGCUCACCCGUACUUCGAAUCGUACCGAGAACCCGACGAGGAGACCGAGGCUGAGCCCUACGAUGAGACCCUGGACCACACAGACAUGCCUGUGGAACAGUGGAAACGUCACACGUUCACGGAGAUCCUAACCUUCAAGCCCGCAGUGCUGGUAUCUCGAGAGACGUUGCUGUGAUGCUGGAGUGGAGCGGGCUGGCUGUGUGCGCUGAGGGGAGAAGGGCAGCAUUGCUACACGUGCAAUCAACAGGGACUGCACCAGAGAACUAUCCCAGCCUGACUUCAAACAAACAACCAGGAAACCUGAGUGGGACGCUCGGUACUGAGAUCAGGGAUGGAAAUAAGACUCCUAUUGCACAGCAGUGUCACCCAUGCCAGCUUUGUUAGCCCCAGUGUGUAUAGAUAACAAGCUCAGAUGUGUCUUAUUAAACCCACAGUAAAACCAGGAAUGGGUCAGUCAUGUUUUCAUCCCUGGUCUACCUUAACCUCUCAUCUCCAUGUGUGUUACUGUCGUGAGUGAUCCUCUCCAUGUGUGUUACUGUCCUGAGUGAUCCUCUCCAUGUGUGUUACUGUCCUGAGUGAUCCUCUCCAUGUGUGUUACUGUCCUGAGUGAUCCUCUCCAUGUGUGUUACUGUCCUGAGUGAUCCUCUCCAUGUGUGUUACUGUCCUGAGUGAUCCUCUCCAUGUGUGUUACUGUCCUGAGUGAUCCUCUCCAUGUGUACAGUCUGGGUGGCAGCGUUUCUGAUCAGAAUUGCUCUAAACCCCUGAGCACUGUGUAAACAGGAACAUGUUUAAAAGUGGCUGGGGUUUGAAGGAACUGUUUUCUGCUCGUGUGCUUAAGACCCAAGACCAAUGUGUGCCGGGACAUUUUCAACUGAGUGUAACAUCAAAAACCAAAAAACCAACACCACAAAAUAAAACUCGAUCUUAUGUUGGAAACCACGUCCCCUUUAAAUGUGAUGUUAUGCAGCUAUGAUUUUUGUCAAUAUACUGCUGUUUGUUUAGAUGGGAUUUUUACACUGGACACAUUGCCACCCGGUGGCUUAGGGUUAAAUAUGUUGAAAGAAUUUUUAAAGGGUCUUAAAGGGAAAGCUGAUUUCAAUUUGGUGUAUUGUCUUUACUCUCCAGGAUGUCAGGUUUAUAUUGUGAGGGGAUUAUUAAUGGGUUAGAAUUGUCUCAGAGCUUUACGAUGUCCAAGCUGUCCACAAAGUGUGACAGGAAGUGGAACCAAAUAAACUUUACAGUAUUACAGAUCUAUGAGACUCAGGAUGCAAUGUGAAUAAGAGAAUGGAGUGCUGUAUUACAGAUCUGUGAGAGGAGGGACACAGUGUGAAUAAGAGAAUGGAGUGCUGUAUUACAGAUCUGUGAGAGGAGGGACACAGUGUGAAUAAGAGAAUGGAGUGCUGUAUUACAGAUCUGUGAGAGGAGGGACACAGUGUGAAUAAGAGAAUGGAGUGCUGUAUUACAGAUCUGUGAGAGGAGGGACACAGUGUGAAUAAGAGAAUGGAGUGCUGUAUUACAGAUCUGUGAGAGGAGGGACACAGUGUGAAUAAGAGAAUGGAGUGCUGUAUUACAGAUCUAUGAGACUCAGGAUGCAAUGUGAAUAAGAGAAUGGAGUGCUGUAUUACAGAUCUGUGAGAGGAGGGACACAGUGUGAAUAAGAGAAUGGAGUGCUGUAUUACAGAUCUGUGAGAGGAGGGACACAGUGUGAAUAAGAGAAUGGAGUGCUGUAUUAUAGAUCUGUGAGAGGAGGGACACAGUGUGAAUAAGAGAAUGGAGUGCUGUAUUACAGAUCUGUGAGAGGAGGGACACAGUGUGAAUAAGAGAAUGGAGUGCUGUAUUACAGAUCUGUGAGAGGAGGGACACAGUGUGAAUAAGAGAAUGGAGUGCUGUAUUAUAGAUCUGAGGCUAGAUUCUUUGGGACUGUCUGCUUGUCACCGUUUCUGUGCUGGUAAAUGUUUAAUUGGAAAACAUGUUUGGAUUUGUUUUAAUAAAAGAUUUUCUUUAAAAAAAA
Acipenser ruthenus (sterlet) is the source of this 3074-nucleotide messenger RNA. RefSeq names its product mitogen-activated protein kinase 12-like. Lineage: Eukaryota; Metazoa; Chordata; Actinopteri; Acipenseriformes; Acipenseridae. Bases 153 to 1238 code for a protein of 361 amino acids. Gene Ontology annotation, cellular component: cytoplasm; nucleus. The record is from RefSeq and is a predicted model, not a curated record. The transcript has 12 exons. Gene Ontology annotation, molecular function: ATP binding; MAP kinase activity. Gene Ontology annotation, biological process: intracellular signal transduction; protein phosphorylation.